GAACACGAACGAGCCAAAACCCAGGAAUCAGUGAUUCGAUCGUUCGUCGUCCAUUUCGAUCAGACGACUCGCGCAGUACGAAUCGACUGCCGGGACAAGCAUCCCCAUAAGUACAUACAGUAUAUACACUACACAAAACCAUCCACACGCCACAAGUUCCACAUCCACCAUGAAGAACUUUGGAGUCGGCGCCAUUGCUGGUUGGGUGACAACCGUGGCGGUUGUUUUGAUGCUUGCGGAAUCCUCCUCCGCGUUCGCACCGCACUCGGUAAAGCACCGAACGGUCGGCAAAACCGCGCCAUCGCCGCCGCUUGCGUCUCCGACCUCGAUCGCCUCGGCUCCCGCGGAUUCCGAUUUCGAGAAACCGAUUCCCGUCAGGGACGAAGGUGCUUCCGGUGCGGCAGCAGACGAGAACCGGUACAACGUCGACCUCGAAACCGCCGCCGAUCUCUGGACCGUCUCCGUCAGUGCGGACAACCGGCUGGACCGUGCCGCGGGCGUGCCCUUUCUCGACUCCAAAUCGAAGGACCACUUCGUGGACGAUGUCUCCGUGGUGGUGAGCCGGAACGGAGGAAUGGGAAUCGAGCUGCUGGAACUCGCGGGUGGCCGGGACGACGACUACGGCCUCACGAUUGUGUCGGGGGUGAGCGGCAACGCCGAAAAGGCGGGCGUCAUCGCGGGCGACUCGAUCGCGGGCGUCGAGGUCAACAAGGUGGGCGGAAGCGGCACCAACGUCGAGGAAUCGAGCGAGGCCUUCGACUGCGAGUGCCGGAAUUUCGAUGCGACCAUCGGCCUGCUGGGGUCCUUUCCCCCGGACAUCGAGUCGCUCACCCUAAAAAUCAAGCGCAUCCGCCGGUGGCCAAAGGUCAAGGUCGUGGUGGCCUAUCCCCCCAGCCAGUGCGCGGACGGCGUCGACAACGAAGAAACCGUGGAACUCUUUGCGGGAGAAAACCUCAAGCGGGCCCUGCAAACGCGGGGCAUCGUCUUCGAAGACCGGGACGCCGCCAAGUGCGAUUUCUGUGGUGGGAAAUGCACGGUAUCGAUCGAUACGGGAAUGCAGCUGAUGAGUCCAAAGGGCCUCACAGAGGAGAAGCUGAUGAAAAACAACCCGAAGUGCCGACUUUCCUGCAAGACAGUAGUGGGUUACAACAUGCAAGAGGGGAACGUUCGGCUGCGCAUCAAUCUCAACGAGUGGAAUACCAGUGACAAAGGUGGCUUCAGCAAUCCUUUUGCGAGCAAAUAAUUUUAUUGUGGAUAGGGAAGGACAUCCAGAACGCAAAGGCAAUCAUGGAAUUUUAAUACUAAUAACCGAUUCAGAUUUUGAAGCUAAUAGAAUAAACAGGUCACUGCGGAGUUGCACAGAGAGGCAGAAACUGGCGGCGUUUUGAAUGUUCGCAAUUUGAAGUCCUGUUCUGUUCUAGUUGAUCGAUGGACGAUGCAGUGCGCUUGUUCUUGCAACUAUUGUUGUGGUAAAGAUGAGGUUCUCCAAACCUAUAAGGAAAAGGACUUUGAAACCUUUGAAGAAGAGAACAACAUUACAUGGCCUCACUAAAUAAUAUAAAGUAGC
Messenger RNA from Pseudo-nitzschia multistriata, 1567 nucleotides. The record is from the annotation of a GenBank genome assembly. NCBI's taxonomy places the organism in Eukaryota, Bacillariophyta, Bacillariophyceae, Bacillariales, Bacillariaceae.